UUUUGAGCCGUUAUGAAAUCGGCAAAAAGCUUGGUGAGGGAUCAUACGGCGCCGUCUUCGAAGGGAUUCGCUUGAAGGAUGGCCUCAAGGUGGCACUGAAAUUUGCCUUGAAGACGGAUGCUAUGGAAUAUAUCAACAUUCCUGGUCAUCCUACGCCCCUUCCGUUAGAGGUUGCCCUAACGAUGCUUGCUAACAAGGGCCCCAGCAUUCCACAGAUAGUUCAGCUGCUGGAGUGGCAGGACCAGCUCGGCUUCUACAUUAUGGUCUUGGAACGCCCCUCACCCUGCGAGGAUCUGUUUGAUUUCCUGGAGCACCACGGAGGCGUCCUCAGUGAGGACUUAGCGCGGCUUGUCAUGUGGCAGGUAGUACAGGCUGCUCACACGUGCUGUCGCCGUGGAGUGCUCCACCGGGAUAUAAAACUGGAGAACCUGCUGAUCAACAAGGACACCCUUGAAGUCAAACUUAUUGACUUCGGGUGCGGGGACCUCCUAAAAACCUCUGCUUAUGAGACAUUUUGGGGCACAGAACUGUACUGCCCUCCUGAGUUUGAAAAGAGAGGCAAGUACCAUGGGAAACCCGCAACUGUAUGGUCUCUGGGAGUGCUCUUGUUUGAGUUGGUGUGCGGAGACCCUCCAGAGAGCAAAGACCUGGACAUUAUUGAGGCGGGCAUCUGGUCUAAACCUGGCUUGUCAAAAGAUUGCUGCCAUUUGAUUCAAUCCUGCCUGCAGCGGAAGCCAAACCACCGGCUUGGUUUGAGGAAAAUGAUUCUCCAAGACUGGUUUAAGGUCACCAAAUAAGACAUGGCAAGGGGAGAAUGUACAGUAAAUAGUACAAAUGAAAUGUAUAUUUUAUUAGCACUAUUUACCACAUCAGUUCAAG
Molecule: messenger RNA, 879 nt
Organism: Cyprinus carpio (common carp)
Lineage: Eukaryota; Metazoa; Chordata; Actinopteri; Cypriniformes; Cyprinidae
Product: serine/threonine-protein kinase pim-1-like
Exons: 6
Coding region: 123-797 (224 amino acids)
Biological process (GO): protein autophosphorylation; negative regulation of apoptotic process; regulation of mitotic cell cycle
Cellular component (GO): cytoplasm
Molecular function (GO): protein serine/threonine kinase activity; ATP binding
Source: RefSeq, a predicted model, not a curated record